AUGGCAUCAAAAUCAGCAGUAAAACCAAUUUCAGAUUUAAUGAAAACUCAUUUAAAAAGAAAAGUUUUCAAAAAUAUCCCACAUAACCUUUUAACACAAUUUUCAGAUAAAACAAUUAAAAAUUUACCAGAAGGUUUUAUUAAAGAAUUACCAACCGCACCAGCUGGUGUUAUUAAAGUUACCCUUACUAAAAGUCCAAAUCAUUGCGAACAAGAUGUCAAAGGUACAAUCAAGGCCUUAGGUUUACAAAAAAUGCAUCAUUAUAUUUUCCAUAAAAAUACACCAGAAAUUAGAGGCAUGAUUCAUAAAGCAAGAGUUUUUAUUAGAGUAGACGAAAUCCCAAUCAACAAUUAA
This is a messenger RNA of Dictyostelium purpureum, 354 nucleotides long. RefSeq lists its product as uncharacterized. The record is from RefSeq and is a predicted model, not a curated record. Gene Ontology annotation, biological process: translation. The transcript is spliced from 2 exons. Lineage: Eukaryota; Evosea; Eumycetozoa; Dictyosteliales; Dictyosteliaceae. The coding region runs from base 1 to 354 and encodes 117 amino acids. Gene Ontology annotation, cellular component: large ribosomal subunit; mitochondrion. Gene Ontology annotation, molecular function: structural constituent of ribosome.